This is a messenger RNA of Hyaloscypha bicolor E, 948 nucleotides long. Its product is annotated as putative NAD dependent epimerase/dehydratase. The record is from RefSeq and is a predicted model, not a curated record. NCBI's taxonomy places the organism in Eukaryota, Fungi, Ascomycota, Leotiomycetes, Helotiales, Hyaloscyphaceae. The transcript has 2 exons. The coding region runs from base 1 to 948 and encodes 315 amino acids.
AUGAGCAAUCUCCUCGUCGUUAUCGGCAUCACAGGCCAACAAGGCGGCUCCGUAGCAUCCCUCUUCUCCCAAGAACCAGGCUGGAAAGUCCGAGGCAUUACUCGCAACCAAUCCUCCCAUUCAGCACUCGCCUGGACCUCCAAAGGCGUAGAAAUGGUCCAAGCAGACCUCAAUGACCCCUCUGCCCUCCCCGCUGCCUUCGCCGGUGCCGCCGCCCUCUUCGUGACAACUGAUUUCUGGGGGCCAUUCUACAACCCUCAAACUCUUUCACUUCUCAAAGAACACCAAACCCUCGGCGAAUACUGCUCUGAUAUCGAAUUGCAGCAAGGAAAGAAUGUCUUCGAUGCUGCUUCUCAAAUCCCGACUCUGGAACGGAUUGUUGUUUCAAGCUUGGUUGAUGCAGAAACGUUGAGUGGCGGGAGGUUUAAGGGAGUGUAUCACUGGGGAGGUAAAGCGAUGGCGUUGAAGUAUUUGAGGGAGUCGCAUCCGGAGUUGGCGGGUAAGCUGAGUACGGUUGUUAUGGGAAAUUAUAUGGGGAAUUGGCUUCGGGACUUGAAGCUGAGGAAGACGGAUGCCGGGUAUCGACUAGCCCUAGUAGGCUCCGGUACUACACCACUUCCACAUAUCGAUGUCGAGAGAGACACCGGGUAUCUUGUUCGUGCGCUGUUGGAGUGUUCUCCUGGUAAGACGGUACUGGGCGCCGGAGAGAUGAUCUCGUGGUGUGAGAUGUUGAGGGUCUGGUGUGAGUGUAAUGAGGUGCCGCUUGCAGGUUUUGAUCAGCUUUCGAUUGAUCAGUUUGAGAGGUUCGUUCCUGUGCCGGGCCUUGGGAGGGAACUGGGUGAGAUGUUUGCUUUUAUGGACGAGUUUGAGUAUGCGGGUGGUGAUGCCAAUGUUGUACUUCCUUCCGAGGUAGGUUAUCUGCUUGUUUGCUCGGAAUAUACUAAUUGA